GCCGCAGCGAGGAGCCAUGGGCAACAUCUCCUCCAACAUCUCGGCCUUCCAGUCUCUGCACAUCGUUAUGCUGGGCUUGGACUCGGCCGGCAAGACCACGGUGCUCUACCGGCUCAAGUUCAACGAGUUCGUGAACACAGUGCCCACCAUCGGCUUCAACACCGAAAAGAUCAAACUGAGCAACGGCACUGCCAAGGGCAUCAGCUGCCACUUCUGGGACGUGGGCGGCCAGGAGAAGCUACGGCCGCUGUGGAAGUCCUACAGCCGUUGCACGGACGGCAUCAUCUACGUGGUGGAUUCGGUGGACGUAGACCGGCUGGAGGAGGCCAAGACGGAGCUGCACAAGGUGACCAAGUUUGCUGAAAACCAGGGCACACCGCUGCUGGUCAUCGCCAACAAGCAGGACCUGCCCAAGUCGCUGCCAGUGGCCGAGAUUGAGAAGCAACUGGCGCUGCACGAGCUCAUCCCGGCCACCACCUACCAUGUCCAGCCGGCGUGCGCCAUCAUCGGCGAGGGCCUCACCGAGGGCAUGGACAAGCUCUAUGAGAUGAUCCUGAAACGCAGGAAGUCUCUCAAGCAGAAGAAGAAGCGGUAAUGCGCUCGAGUCAGCGAUCUGGAGCGAGGCUGAGCGAGCAAGCCAGUGAAUGAAUGGACGUCUGGGUUGAGCGAGAACCCGCGAACAAAGACAACGAACCAAAGCGAUGAUUCGAAUUUUUAAAACACGAUCUCUGUAUCCAGGACUUGGAGACUUAGCCCGGGUGUGGAGGCUGCAUAACCACCCAUCUCGUCACCUGCCCCACCCCCCACCCCCAGCUCAGAGGACCUUUUGUCUAUAAUGCUUGAGUUACUGGUGGGGUAGGGGGGGACCGGUGGGGAGUGGACGUGAGGACGCGAGGGUUCCGCGGUGUGCCCUCUGGCCCCAGGUGGAAAGCUUGGAUGUCAGAGAGACAAAAGCGAUUUCUUCUUGUUCCAGCAGGGCCAGAAGUUCAGGCUUCCCAGCCCCCACUGCGGGGGGGAAUCACGUGUGAGUUACCUGAGGUAUGCAGUUCACACAGAACCCUGGGGAUACCCGAGAGAAAACGGGGCAGGUCCCUGUUGCAAUUUCACUUGUCCUGCUCUGGGCCCAAAGGAGGUGGUGGUUUGGGGCCAUCCAGAGGACUGCCUCGGACCAUGCGGCAGCUGCAAGGCCCAGGAUGCUGUGCUUCUGGACUUGGCUGGAAAUGGCCUGGAAGACGCCACUUUCCAGGGGUGGGUGUGUAUGGUUUUGUUGAGAACUGCUUUUCAGCCUGGGAUGAGACCUCUUCCAGAUGGCCUAGGCCCUGUCCAUGUGCAGGUCAUUCUCCCAUAAAGAGACCAAUAAAACAAAGAAGAACAGAAAAACCAUUGGAGGUGGUGGCAGUACAGGUGUUUAAAGGGUGAGGUUCUCGACAUUAAUUGUGUGUGUGUGUGUGUGUGUGUGUGUACACUCGGUACUGCAUAAUCGGCAUAAAAACUGAACCCUCUGUGUGGAAUUUAAAAAUCUCUCAGCCUACUGAUUGGUUUGGAGGACCACACCAGCUACAGAUGUGUGCUGAAUUGCAAAAUGGUUUUCUUAACAAGGGGGAGGGGGUCUGAUAGUAAUAACCACGUGGUGAUAGGUUUCAGACAUGUUCUUUUAUUAUUAUUUUAAAAACCCCCACUUCCAUAAAUAAAUUAUCUUCACCUUAGGGAGAAAAAGACUUUGCCCUUUUGUGACCCUUGGCGCUGCAAGUGCAGACAUGUUCAGAUUUCUGGGCUGGGUCUUUGUAGCCUAUCUGGUUUCAGUAUUUUACUCAAAAUGUGUCGUUAGAAUAUUUGAUGUCAUUCACCAGAAGAAUAAAACCCCACCUUGUCAGAGCUGACCCUGUUUGCACGGCAUUGAAGGGAGGAAAAGUCUGGAGGAUGAAGUCCUUUGGAAAUGACCCUUGCGGGAGCCGGCCUGGCCUCGGAGCCAGCCAGCACUUUGGGUUAAGGCAAACAACAAUGAGUGCUUGAGAAGAGAAGGAAGUGGGCGUGUGACGUCAUGGUCACUGGUACUCAGGCACUUCACAGUUUACUUGAAAGAGGCUUUGGAAAAUAGAUAAAGUGAAAGAAUAAAUACAUAUUUUUAAUAAGGUAAUUUAAAAAAAUCCUUUAUAAUCAGGAGCGAGUCUUGGCUUGUUAAAAGCUGUCAUUUAUCUUGAAACACAGUAUCAAAAGAGAAAUUUACAACUGAUUUUGUUACUUUUUCUUUUAAUUUCCCCUCUGAAUCCAUGUUUUAGGGUAGGAUUUUUUUUUGUUUGUUUCCCUCCAUGGCAACACAUUGCUGUGCAAAGAAAGCCAUGGUUGUGAGUGAGCACCGAGUUGGUCACAAUAUGAGCCCAUCCCUAUUGUCCUUGACACUCUAAGAGUCAAUUUAAGAACCAUAGGCAGAAAUCAUGGCUUCCUGCUUGAAACCCGAUCCUUAGAAGAUUGUUUUUAAAACUGAAAUCUAGUGGCCCGUGCUCCUUUCUUGUGUGUUUGGUAGCCCUCCAAUUUACUGGUCUUUUUGUAUACAGAGCUAAGCAGUGGUUAUCAUCCUGCAGGAUCUGUUUACACAGCAACUGUGGAUUACUGGCUUCUCCAUGGGCUGGUCCCAUGGUCUGAAGAUUCUGUAUAGAAUUAUUAAAAAAAAAAAUCCACCUUCUUUUUAUUUUCUUCACAAUUUCUUAAGCACUUUGACAUUUUGGUAGUUCCACAGUAUGGAGAGAAUAAUAUAUUUAUUUUGUGACAUUGCAUAUGCCAAAUAAUGUAGCUUUCCUGUGCUCACAAUACCUGCGUUCCAGGUCAGUGUUCCAAUCCUGGCCUGCUUGAACAAUGGCUUGGGAUGGUUUUGUGAUGUUUUUUCCCCCCACCAUUAUCAAUACUUAAGGGUGCAGUUGACUGUUAGUAGUUGUGCAGUAAAGUCAAGCCCUGUGGUGUAUCAACAAAUAGUUAAAAAAAAAAAAGAGUCUCGGUUGAUUUCUGUAACGUUUGACCUAAUAAACGCCCAUUUCAUCUGUGACAAGACAUAGCCUGGUGAACAUCACUGUGGUGGUGCCAUGGGGGAGUUCCCAUCACAUGCCAGCCAGACCUAGUGAUACUUCUGACCUUCUGGUUCCCAGAGGAGUUCGGCCUCUCCGAGCGAGGUUUGGAAUGGUUUCUUUCUGAUAGACACAGGGAGGCCAGUUUGGAUUGAGAGCUGUUUUCUUCACACACUCUAUGACGGUGUUGGAACCCCUGGCUUCUGGUUUUGGUUUUCCUGUAAUUCUGUCUUCACCGUUCUCUUCUCUGUUUCCAUACCCCUCCCCCUUUUAUAAUACAUAUAUGAUGCUGUGAACAGAAAUAAACUAUUUAUACAAUCAAA
This is a messenger RNA of Grammomys surdaster, 3382 nucleotides long. RefSeq names its product ADP ribosylation factor like GTPase 4C (gene Arl4c). The coding region runs from base 17 to 595 and encodes 192 amino acids. The record is from RefSeq and is a predicted model, not a curated record. Gene Ontology annotation, molecular function: GTP binding; GTPase activity. The transcript is spliced from 2 exons. Lineage: Eukaryota; Metazoa; Chordata; Mammalia; Rodentia; Muridae. Gene Ontology annotation, cellular component: cytoplasm. Gene Ontology annotation, biological process: intracellular protein transport; endocytic recycling.